AUGAAGCAAGAGGGUACAACGGAAUCAUCAUUGCCGGCCGGUCAUGGUGAUACAGUCGGCCAGCCUAGCGCCAAAGUCGGCGCGACCACAGAUGAGGCCACUCAGCCACCCCACCACGAUGGGUACACCGUGUCAACUUCGGGAUCAAGCGCCAACGAGAGCGUCAAGGUGAUAGGCUGGGAGGGCGAUGACGACCCAGAAAACCCUAAGAACUUCCCCUUCAAGAGACGAUGGUUCAUCACCUCGGUCAUCAGUCUCUACGGUAUCCUAUCGCCAAUGUCUUCGUCCAUGAUUGCGCCUUGCAUUCCUGCUAUAAGCAAUGACCUUCAUGUGACGCAGCCCUUCCAGCAGAACAUGAUGGUGUCCGUCUUCCUCCUCGGCUACGUCAUUGGUCCUUUCCUUCUUGGUCCUCUCUCUGAGAUAUACGGUCGGAGGCCGCUGCUCAUGCUGGCCAAUUUCAUCUUUGUCGUCUUCACCGUGGGGUGCGCACGAUCGACUACCUUUGGCGAGUUGGUGGCGUUCCGGCUCCUCUCCGGUCUUGGUGGCUCAGGGCCCAUCACGAUAGGCGGCGGAAUUCUCGGCGAUCUUUGGCGUGCCGAGGAGCGCGGCAGGGCUUCAGCCUUGUACGCAUUGGGCCCUCUUCUUGGUCCAUCUAUAGGGCCUAUAAUUGGCGGCUGGAUCAUCCAGAAGGGCGUCUCAUGGCGCUGGAUCUUUUACAUUCUCAUCAUUGUCGGUGCCUCGGCGGGUACGGCCGGCGCGAUUCUUUUGCCCGAGACCUUCGCACCCGUACUGAUCCAGCGCAAGAUCCGACGUCUGCGCGAUGAGCAAAGCGAAGCACACGGCACCGAAGAAAAGGAGCAAGAGUCUCACCAUGCUACAGUUCUCCGGAGCCGGUACGACCGUGACGAGACGUUCCGACAGCUACUUUUUCGUAGCUUGGUGCGCCCUUUCAUCCUUUUGUUCACGCAGCCCAUUGUCAUGGUCAUCACAGCCUACCAGGCUAUCUUGCUCGGUACCUACUACAUUCUCAUCGUUUCGUACGUCGACGUCUUCCGAAAAACGUACAACGAAGAUGUCGGCAUCGCCUCGCUCAACUACCUCGCCCUUGCCUUGGGGAGCUUAAUGGGUCGGCAAGGUGGCACUUUCAUCAUGGACAAGCUGUAUCGGCGGCUGAAAGCACGCAACAAUGGCGAGGGCACGCCCGAGAUGCGGAUCAUCUUGCUCUCGGCCGCCUGCCUAUCUAUUCCAUCGGGCAUGAUCAUCUUUGGCUGGGCCGUGCAGUACCGGGUGCACUGGUUUGUGGCGGACCUCGGAGCCUUUUUCUUCACGAUGGGCAUGGUCAACGUCGUCUUUGUGGUGCAAACCUACACAAUCGACGUCUACACACUCUACGCGGCCUCGGCAUUGGCCGCCUCAAAUUCAGUGCGGUCAAUGUUUGCCUUUGGUUUCCCACUCUUUUCCACGGCAAUGUUCGAUGCCCUCGGCUAUGGGUGGGGGUGCACCUUACUGGGUCUCUUGGCUCUCAUUGUAGGCGGACCAGGCGCAUUGGUGCUUUACUUCUUUGGACCUCGGCUUAGGGCACGGUCGACGUAUGCGACGGGAGAAUAGAUUUACUGUACUGUACAAUAUCAUCAAUGGACACCACCAUCUGUCGAU
Molecule: messenger RNA, 1656 nt
Organism: Acaromyces ingoldii
Lineage: Eukaryota; Fungi; Basidiomycota; Exobasidiomycetes; Exobasidiales; Cryptobasidiaceae
Product: MFS general substrate transporter
Exons: 8
Coding region: 1-1608 (535 amino acids)
Biological process (GO): transmembrane transport
Cellular component (GO): membrane
Molecular function (GO): transmembrane transporter activity
Source: RefSeq, a predicted model, not a curated record